CAUUUUAUCAACAUUUAUUAUUUUGGCGUCUACAGUGAUGCAUGUCUUUAUGUACUACUUUAUAAAUAAAUAAUAUUUAUUUAAAAUGUUUACAAAAUUUUAUAUAUCGCAGGCAUUUUUAUUAACCGUACUGGCACUCACAUGUGCUCAAUAUGCGAACAAUCUAACUCCAAAACAGCGAUCAAGAAUUAGGUCGAAUUAUAAUGAUGACACGAAUAACUUAACCUCAAUCGAUUUAAGUUCGGCGAAUCUAUUCAGAAUAAUUCAUCGUAGGCCUGAGAAUAGAGAUCUUGAGGUCGAGCCGUGUGAGACUCCGAAGCUAGUUAUGCCCGACUUUCGAGGCCCUGGUCUUCGCCUUAGUGAUGUCAAAUGUUUAGAAUAUUUAUGGAACAUACGGUACUACGAUGAAGCAUUGAUAAGUGCAGCACAGUGUACAAAUAACAGCAAGUCGACAGAAGUGUACAGUAUAGUGACAGCAGUUGCCGGUGGACUGGAUGGGAUUGCUGGAGAAUUUCCUCACAUGGGUGCUAUAGGUUGGGAGACAGUGAACAAUACUUGGUUGUUCAUAUGUGAAGGAGCGCUAGUUAGUGAGAAGUUCAUGGUGACUGCUGCCCACUGCUCGCAGUUGCCGACGCCCGACCCAAGAGUUACUGACCUCUCGCCCAAAGUUGUUCGCUUAGGAGAUGUCAACAUAUCUGAUGAGGAAGGCAUCGGAAAGUCACCCAAAGAUGUUUUAAUACACAGAUUUAUAUUACAUCCUUACUACAAUCAUGCGAAGCCAUAUUACGACAUAGCUCUUGUCGAGUUUAAAAAUGAAAUUUCGCUGUCAAGUAAAAUGUAUCCAGCUUGUCUUUGGACUAACAUUGACGACCUGACGGUUCCUGUGGACUUAACUGGCUGGAAUACGAUAGAAUCAAAUAAAACGGUUGCAACCAAGGAGUUCAUCAGUGACAGUUUCGAUGUUUUCACGAGGCUCACUCUCUUAUCCAAAAUUUCCGAUAAAGACCGAAAUAAAGAUCAUAAUGCAAGUAAUCCAGUGUUACAACUCGCUAAAGUUAACAUAAUGAGCUCAGAGAACUGUGACAAAUUGAUGCAUCGGAACAUAAUAUUCCAUCAGCUUUGCGCGGAACGAGACGCGGAGAAAGAAUCUAAUUGCAAGGAUACAAGUGGAGUGCUCGAGGCGCGGCUCAAUAUUCCAGAAUACACGGAUUGGAAUAUGCAUUAUUUGAUUGGCAUUAAAUCUUUUAAUCGUGGAUGUGAACGUGGAACUAAAAGGCCAUUUGGUGUUUACACAAAAGUGUCCGUUUUCACUGAUUGGAUUGAAAAAAUUGUUUGGGGAAAAGAAUAAUGCUAUUGAAAAUUAAACAUAGAACAUACUUAAAUAAUAUUUACUAAGUGAAACCUAAGAAUUGCGUCGUUGCAUCACUUCUUCGGAUAGUAUUCCACAUGACCAAAUGCCGUGGCAUGCAAAGCAGAAUGACACAUUGCUCGUCAUUCUGAAGAUCCACGAGUCAUAGGUAUUAACGUCGCUUGAUAUUGGAAAACAAUGCACAAUCAAUCUGGUAUUUUCGAGCGUCACGCACCUCAAACACAAAAUGAUCAAAUUGCAAAAGAAAC
This is a messenger RNA of Papilio machaon (common yellow swallowtail), 1617 nucleotides long. Its product is annotated as serine protease snake. The coding region runs from base 86 to 1348 and encodes 420 amino acids. The record is from RefSeq and is a predicted model, not a curated record. The transcript is spliced from 10 exons. Gene Ontology annotation, molecular function: serine-type endopeptidase activity. Lineage: Eukaryota; Metazoa; Arthropoda; Insecta; Lepidoptera; Papilionidae. Gene Ontology annotation, biological process: proteolysis.